This is a messenger RNA of Lacerta agilis (Sand lizard), 3121 nucleotides long. RefSeq lists its product as uncharacterized. The record is from RefSeq and is a predicted model, not a curated record. The coding region runs from base 109 to 2991 and encodes 960 amino acids. NCBI's taxonomy places the organism in Eukaryota, Metazoa, Chordata, Lepidosauria, Squamata, Lacertidae. The transcript has 4 exons.
CCCCAUUGUCGUGAGGGGCUCUGACGUCACGUGUGUCUCCCCGAGAGACAAGGGAAGGCCCGAAGCAGGGGCUGAGGGAGGAGCUGGUUAGAGCCACCUGCGGGUGAUAUGUCCAACAAGAACUCAACAGGGUCUGACACAGAAAGUGAACAUAAUUUUUAUUCUGACUGCUGGGAAGAAAGUCUUCUACAUACCAACAAAGAUUCACUUGACUCUGACAGCGAAAGUGAUCUCUAUCUUCAUUCAAAUAGUCAGUGCAGUUUGUUUGAAAAAGAAGGAAAAAGCAAAUUGAAAAAAACUUUAUUGGUGUCAGAAAAGAGCUUUAGAAAAUACUGCAAAAACUGCCCCAUUCUACAACAUUUAGAGAACACUACACAGUUUCAAGUGGAAUUAUCUCCAGAAUCUAUAUUGCAAUUAAACUUUAAGGACUGUCAGACAAAUGGUCAGUCGUCAAAAGCUUAUUCACCCAAAAUACUUCCAGAUCUUGACAGGUCUUGUACAGACCAUUUGUGCUUAAAUUGUAGAAUCCCUUAUGUGACUGUUACUAAGAAUUCAGAAAAAGAACAAACAUUUUAUACAAUUAAGGAAGCUUAUGCAUUUGAUAAGCUACAUCAAAAUCAUCCACCAACUGAUUAUUAUCCCACUUCAAAGCAGAACAAAGCUGUGCAAGUUUCCUUUCCUUGCAAAGAAACAGAAGCUGGGAAAAAUGCUGCCUGUGAAUUUUUCAAACAAUCAGCAAUACAUUCUGAAGUAGAAGAAACACCAAACAGGAAAGCUAUAAUAUUUCACAGUGCUGAAAGUAUUUUCAGCAAAAAGACAAAUUCUAAUGAACUGGUGAAAGACAAUUCUGAUUACUCUUCAGAAAUUCCUUAUAAAACUCACAGUCCCCAGACACUUGAGCAAAUCUAUUUGCACACCAGUUCUGGAGAACUUGUUAUUUCUUUGGUAUUAGAAGCAGCAUAUAGAGAUCCAUCUGGUUCAUCACAAGGAGUUGGUAAUUCUUCAAAUGUUAGGGUGGGAAAAGAAGAUACACAGAGGCAUGCUUUAGCUUUUAAAUUUAAAGGCCCGGAGUGUAACCAGUUGUUUAAGAAGUUGUGCAUUUCUAUUGUUCCAAGUUCUGUACACUCAGAUACAGAGAAGGAAAAACAUAAUACAUCUUUUAUAAAGCUGGUAGGGCUUUCACAAAUUUUGGUUGAUGAGUCCAGACUGUCUCUUGCCUCCCAUGCUGAAUCAUCUGAAGCUAGUCAGCCUCUGGCAACUCAUACAGAGCCAUCUGAAUCCCGAAGCUUCAACAGUGAUUCUGAUCAAGUGCUAUCUUCACUGGAACUUUGGUCUUCCAGUGGGUUCUUUCCAUCACUGAAACAUUCACACACAACUCAGUCUUCUCACUACUUUGUCCAAUCAUUGCCAUGUUACAAGGUUACCCCUGUUCAUAGGACUUCUGAAGUUCAGAAAGUUCAACUGAAGGCCUCCAGGCCUGUAAAAUCUGUUGUGUUUACCAAAAGCACAAAAGUACAGGAGGACAGAAAAUUGCGAACCAAACCUCAUACUUCCAAAUUUCAGUGGUCCAAGGCUUUUGAUACUGAUCCUAUAAACCAAAAUCCUCAAGCAGCAGAAAUAAACAAACCGUUUUUUGUACCCUUAACACAGACUACUAAAUGUUCCUGCAGCCCAUUGCUUGAUUUAACUGUUGAUUUGCAUUCUGAAGGAAAGUAUUCUGAAACGCUCCGAAGUGUUCAUAGAAAAUAUUGCAAACGAACUGGAGGUGGCAAAGUAACUCCUAGAUUUUCCUCCUGUUGCCUGCGAAAUCCAAAUCCUCGAAGCCAUUUUGAGAAUCUCCAAUAUAUUUCUCCAGUAAGAAAGAAAAGCAAUUCAAAGAUGCGAAACAUACUGAACUAUUGUUUAGGUUGGACUGGAGGACAGAAGCCAUGUGAAAACUGUAAAGGGCAGGUUUCUCCUACUUUGGAUAGUUCAAAUAUAAAGAGGAAUGAGAUAUGCACUCCACAUCCCCCAACUGAUGGAAAUUCCAUUGCAUCACUUCUUCCAGGUUCAAGGAAUAGUCCAGUUCCACUUCCUACUGCACUAUCUCUUUCAAAUGAGUGGAGGCAUUCAUCUGCUCCCUGUAUGCAAACUGAAAGAGGCACUUGGAGUCCUGCACUAUCCUAUUCUGAUGCUAAAUGUAGCAAUUCUCAUUCUCCUUGUGCAAAUAUUAAAAUAGUGCAGCUACCCAAGGAAAUGAAUAUGCUUAAAAAUAUAGAUAUGGAAAAAAUGGAUUUUCGAGCUUUCCAGAUGGCUGGUAGAGGCUUAGCCCCCAGGAAGCACUCAAUCUGCCCAUGUGGAACUAUGGCUCAAUGUGGCUUGUUCCCCAAUGGAGAUACUUCAGAGUUGGUUAAGGAAAAAGCUAGAGGAAGCCCCAAUAUUAACCAGAGAGCCAAUAUGACUGAAUUCAGCAGGGUGAAUUCCCAUGCAGGAACCUUCAACACACAGGAAGACUACUGUGCUAGUUGUCAUCAUUUCUCUCCAAUGUGUUAUUUUCAUGAUCCACAAGAAGUGGCAAGAAAUCAUUUUACUAAAGUACAGUCGUACUUUGAGAAUGGAUGUCUUAGGAAGAACUUGAGAGAAAAUGUUGUAGAGAGAAACAAGGCACAGAAGAGAGGUGAAAGAAAAAAUGUCAGCUUCCAUAUAGGACCAAGUUAUUCACAAGUGACAGGUACACAAAAUGCAUCACUUUCUAAUUAUGGCUAUCAGGCACCUGUUUAUCACUCUGAAUGCUCAGGCUGUACAUGCUGCCAGAAUACUGUUAAAGAACAUCUUGACUUAAAACAUCAAGUGCUAAAGAACUGCUUAAACAGAGAGAGUGUUUUUCUAGUGGACCCUGGAAAGGGGACUAGAAGCCAGUGCAAAUGUUCCCAAGAAAUCCCUCUUUUCUCUGUGGACCAAACUGAUACGUUUAGGGGAAACAGAUGUGAUUUCCAUGAGAAUAGAAUCUAACCUUACUCAGGGAUCUUCACAUAUUAACCAAGGAUGGAAAAGGCUCGAUGGAAUCCACAAACGCUGUAAAAAAAGAAGUUGGUACGGUUGUUUUCAAUGACAAGUCAGUGGUUUAAAAAAUGAAAUGUUG